AUGAAUCAAUCAUUUUUUCUACCAAAUAAUUGUACUUAUAUAUCAAGUCAUCGUUGUUCAGUUAAACUUGUUUUUUGGUAUGAACGUCGAAAUUAUAUUGUUACAUUUCCAGGUGAUAUUUUACAUGAUCAGAGUAUUAAUGAUAAUAGACAUUUUAUUAUGAUUGAAACAGCAACGAAUACAUUUUUUUCAUAUGAUAUUAAUCAUUCAUGUAAAGAUGAAGAUGAUUGUGCAAGAAUUUUUGCUGAAAAAACAAUUCUAGAAAUGACACAACGAUUUAUGAAUAUUUCAAAUAUUUAUUUUGAUCUUCAACGAAUUUUAAAUAGAAAAUCGAAUUCAUCAGAUGAUUUAGUAUGUUUUGAUGCGAAUGAUUCUAUUCGUCAAUGUUCAGUUACUGGAAUAACUGGUUCAUGUCAAAUUAUUGAUGAUCUUAUCAAAUAUAAACUUCAUCGACGUUCAUGUCAACGUAGUACUCAACAAUCGUCUAGCAUUAAUAUUUAUGAUUCUGGUAAUUUUGCUAUGAUGACUGUGAAAUGUAAUCGAAUGCUAUGUAAUGGUCCAUUAACAAUAGAAGCUGUGAAAAAAGUCUUGUAUCGUUAUAAUAUUACAGAUAUUUAUGGUCGACUACCAAGUAAUAGUUCAUAUCUAUCAGUAAAAUUCUAUUUAAUUCUAUUAACAUUAUUUUUAUCGUUUUACUUUAAAUAA
Molecule: messenger RNA, 705 nt
Organism: Adineta steineri
Lineage: Eukaryota; Metazoa; Rotifera; Eurotatoria; Adinetida; Adinetidae
Source: the annotation of a GenBank genome assembly